Molecule: messenger RNA, 477 nt
Organism: Effrenium voratum
Lineage: Eukaryota; Dinophyceae; Suessiales; Symbiodiniaceae
Source: the annotation of a GenBank genome assembly
AUGGGUCGCCGCUUUCCCGUCGCCGGAAAUUGCUCCCACUUCGAAUGGCCGGAGGUGCGUUUCCAGGCGGGCAGCCUACGGGCGCGCGGCUACGUGAACGGCCAGGUGGUGGCCAUGACAAGCGUGAGCACCACGGGCCCUGCGAGCGCUCUGAGGGUUGCCUUCAAAGAUGGGCUCGGGGCGGUGCCCAAGAGCAAGGAAGUGGCGCUGAUUUCCAUCGAGGUCGUCGAUCAGCACGGGAACUUGGUGCCUACAGCCUCCAACGUCAUCACUGUGACAGGCCUCGCAGGCGCCACUGUGCUGGGCACUUGCAGCGGGGACCCGGCCGACCAGGUGCCCAACGCGUCGCCUUGGCGCAACGCCUUCGGUGGCCGACUGCUGGCAGUGGCCCGUGCUGCGCCCGGGGCGCGGCUGGCAGUGACGAGCCCGGGUCUGCCCACUGCGGAGCUGCAGUGGCCCUCGACUUUGGUGGUGUGA